UAAUAACAUGAUCAACCAAAACUCUGAUAUUUAACCACACCAAACGCCAACACAAUUUCCACGACACUACCACACCAAAAUUACAUCAAACCAACACAACUUCUUCACUCUACUUAAAGACAACAAAGGGCAGAAGCGUCAUUUCUCGAAAACCGCGUCAACCGCAUCUACUGGUAGUACAAGUAACACCAAGAAUUCAAGAUAAAUAAACGUUACCAGUACAACGAACCACCACACACACUGCAUCAAUAAAAAGAAACCUUCGACUCCCACACACAACAACGACAACAUGGAAAACGACGACGGCAAGGAAAUCGAAGCGAAGGAUUACGCGCUUAGCGGCAAGAUAAUGCUAAUCGCCAUCGUCGUUCUCUUCGUCAUCAUCAUCAUAAUGCUUUGCCUCCACGUCUACGUCCGCUGCACCCUCCUUCGAGCUCGCCGCCGGCAACAACUUCGCCGAAGAAUCAACCGCCCGCGGUUCGUGUUCUACAUCGACCCCGCCGCCCGCAUUGCCCUCACCUCGCGCGGCCUCCACCCCUCCGUCAUCUCCACGCUCCCGGUCUUCACCUUCUCCGAUUCCACCCAAAAAUCGGAAUGCGCGGUGUGCUUGUCUGAGUUUGAGAACGGGGAAACGGGUCGGGUCUUACCCAAAUGCAACCAUAGUUUCCAUACUGAGUGCAUCGACAUCUGGUUCCAGUCCCACACCACGUGUCCGCUUUGCAGGGCGCCUGUGGAGGCCAUUUCCGACCAAGAAACUCGAUCUGAGGAGGCUGUCGUUGUGUGUGAACCUGAAACGGUUGGGGAAGAGGUGGGCCGGUCAAUACCGGUUGGUUCUUCUUCUUCGCCGGUGAGUCGGAUAGUGUCGUUGAAGAGGAUUCUGAGUAGAGAGAAAAAGGGAAGCUCCACAACCACCGAGUUAGAUGCAGAACUGGAAGUGUGUGACUCGGUGAGUUGUUGAUGAGGAUAAAUCGGAGGUGACGUGGUGGUGGUGGAAUCUGAAUUCAAUGGAAGAUGGAAGACAAUUUUACGCUCUCUCAUAAUUUGCAUAAUUUGCAGACUGGAAGGAACGUGAUGUCAUAAUUUUUACAUGUACAAACUACACAUAGUUACUUGUAGUUAAAGAAAGAUUUUUUUCUUUUUCCUUUUUGAGUCUUUUUUAUUUUCUUUAAAUUCAAAUAAAAGAGAAUCAUUUAUUAUC
This is a messenger RNA of Vigna unguiculata (cowpea), 1198 nucleotides long. Its product is annotated as RING-H2 finger protein ATL2 pseudogene. Lineage: Eukaryota; Viridiplantae; Streptophyta; Magnoliopsida; Fabales; Fabaceae. The record is from RefSeq and is a predicted model, not a curated record.